Molecule: messenger RNA, 393 nt
Organism: Lactuca saligna
Lineage: Eukaryota; Viridiplantae; Streptophyta; Magnoliopsida; Asterales; Asteraceae
Source: the annotation of a GenBank genome assembly
AUGUUAGAGGCUCCACAUACAGUUGCAAUUGUAGCUAGUAAAGAAAUAGACAUUGAGGAAACUUUAGGGUGUAAAGCGUUAGUUUUAGUAGAAGACACAUCCUCCGUUUUAGCAACUUUAGCAGCUUCAUUUUAUAGACACCCUUCAAAGAACGUUGCUGUAAUUGGUAUCACGGGUACAAAUGGAAAGACAAGCACCGCGUAUCUAAUAAAAGGGAUGUAUGAGGUGAUGGGUUUAAGAACCGGGAUGAUAACAAAUGUAGCUCAUUAUGUUCAUGGUGAAAACCAAUUAGAGACAAAAGACACAAUCCCAGAUGCGGUUUCCCGCCAAAAAUUAAUGGCAAAGAUGAUCCAUAACGGGGCUGAAGCUUUAGUCAUGGAAGCUUCUUCUUAA